Messenger RNA from Xyrichtys novacula (pearly razorfish), 32823 nucleotides. The record is from the annotation of a GenBank genome assembly. Lineage: Eukaryota; Metazoa; Chordata; Actinopteri; Labriformes; Labridae.
ACAAAGAGACAGGACUAAUGCAGAGCUGUGCUUAGACUGGGGGGAGAUUUUUCAACAGAGCUGGAUGUCUUUAAAGAUUAAAAUGCUGCGUUUGAGUGAUCAGUGAAAGAUCUAGUCUUCUUCCUUCACAUGGGGACGAAACAAACCGAGGACAACACGAUCCUGGACUUAGCUGUCAUAUUUACAACGUGGUAAGAUGUUUCUCAGCCUGUAAGGUGUCAGUUUCCCCCCUGAUUGGAGCCUAUAUUCCUCCUCAUCAUUUUCUAGGGAAGUGCAUUUCCUCUUGUUGUAAUCAGCUUUACCUGGAAAACCGUUUUGGAUUGGAAACAACUAUUUGACAUUUUCUCAGCUUUUGGAGUGCACAGCUAAAUCACGCCUGUGAAGCCCCUCCUCCUCCUCUUCUCUCCCUCCUCCUCCUCCUCCUGCUGCUGCCACUGUAAGCCUGACAGAGAGCCAAAACACCAGGGAGCUGCUAGUCAGUCUGACACCACUCACUGAGGAAGACAGAGGACCUCCAGAGGAUAGACAAGCACAGCCAGGAGAGGAAGGAUCAUCCUCACCAGUUUCUGAAGAAGAAGGAGUAAAGAGAGUGGACCAGUGAAGGAUUGUACUUUUGGGAUUGUGAGUAAAGACUAAAUCCAGCAGGUUUCCUUCCUUUAAAGUGGAUGUUACACCCCUGCACUACAGCACUAUGGGAGCUUUCUUUUGUAAGCAUGCAAAUGCUUUAGAAGUCCAUGUUUGUGUUAGUUGAUUGAUCAGUUUCUCAGAAUAAUCACAAUGGUUGAGCCGGUGGGGUUUGUAGAGGCAUGGAGAGCCCAGUUUCCUGAGUCUGACCCCCCUUGCAUGGAGCUGAACUCAAUGGGGGACAUCGAACAGGAGCUGGACAAAUGCAAGACCUCUAUCAGGCACUUGGAGAAGGAAGUAAACAAGGAGCGUUUCCGCAUGAUCUACCUGCAGACACUUCUUGCUAAAGAGAGGAAGUCUUAUGAUGGGCAGCGAUGGGGAUUUAAAAGAAUACCCAAGGUGAAUGAUGUAGACCUAUCCGGUGGAAGGUCCCCCACAGAUGAGGUACCAGGUGAGGAACAGCAGAGAAGGACUGGAAGGUCUAUCAGAUGUAAACCACACCCAGAACCAGAAGUAGACGGCGCAUCCCCGGCCAAACAGAAAGGUGGGAUAUCACCUGUUCGUCAGGAGUCAGAUAUUCCUGAUUUCCCUCUGGGUACCGGCUCGGUAGCAGCUCUGAGAUCCAACUUUGAGCGCAUCAGGAGGGCCAACACUCACACGGCGGCGGACUGCAGAGGGAUGGGCGGUCAGGAGAAACCCUUUUACGUGAACAUGGAGUACCAUCAUGAGCGAGGGCUGGUCAAAGUCAACAACAGAGAGGUGUCAGACAAGAUCAGCACCCUGGGAUGUCAGGCCAUGCAGAUGGAGCGGAAGAGGUCUCCGCACUCCCUUCCAGGGAACUUGUCAGCUGCCACUGGGGACAUCAGUAAAACAUUUCAGAGGGGGAGAUCCAUUGAGGGGAACUGCGGCUACAACGGGUCAUGUGAUGAUGCCGAGGUCAACCCGCACCACCUGAAAGACGGUGUGACCCGAAUUGGGGGAAGGCCUGAGCGGCACUCAGCGGAGUGCCAGCCUUACACCAGUGUGUACGUAGGGGGAAUGAUGGGCGAUGGGGACACUAGGGUCAUCCACAUUAAGGACCACAGCAUCGAGGAGGACUCCCACCUCACCUGGCCUCGGCGUUCCUACUCUCCCGGCAGCUUUGACGAUGUAGGAGGAGGCUACACACCCGACUGUAGCUCAAAUGAGAACUUGACAUCCAGCGAGGAGGACUUCUCCUCGGGUCAGUCCAGCCACGUGUCCCCUAGUCCCACCACUUAUCAGAUGUACAGGAACAAAAGCCGUUCACCCUCACAGCACUCCCAACAGUCCUUCGACAGCAACAGUCCACCCACAUCCCUGUCUCAGAACCGGCUGAAGCAACAAGGGAUGGUGUCUGAGGCUGCCAUCAUUGGGGUCCGGAGAAAAGGCCAGAUCUGGCCAAGUGAUGGGGACUCCACCAUGUCCAGCAGGACUUCUCAUGACAACAGUGUUCAAGGAGAUCUGGGUAGGUCUUGGAAAACACAUAUUGAACAAUAGAGUUGUUCAUCACGCUUUCAUUUUCAGGAUUACAAAGUUUUGUGAUGAUCAGACACAGAUUUACGAAAAAGCCUCUCUGAUCUCUGUCUGUAAGAUGUCUGUGCUUGCCCAGCCUUGCCUUGUGUUGCAAUGACUGAAAACCACACGUGCCGUCUUUCAAUGAGGCCUGAUAUUUGACUUCCUAUAAUCAACCCGUCCUCCUUUUUUGAAAGAAAUCCAGGGUUACUGUGUUUUUAGUUUUGCUUAAGUACUUGCCAGGGUGUUAUUAUUUCACUUUAGUGGAUUUUCAGCAGGUUUACCCUGGAGAAUUCAAGCUUUAUACUGAAAGUAGGCCAGUAUGAUGGAAUUAAUAUUCUUGUGCUAUUAAAGGGAUAUUCUGGCAAAAAGUUAAUUUAGGGUCAAGCACACCAUAACACCAAGUUAGACACCCCCUCGAGAGAUGAAUCUUGCAAACCAACUUCAACAACGACCGCAGGAUAGCAAUACACAACGGUCUCAGGAGCCAUGAACAAACCUCAACCAAAACGCCACUCUAUAGCCACAAAUAAUGUUUAGAACAGCACCUAACUUCAUCAACAAAACAGCACCUAACUUCCUUGUUUGUAGCAAGACCCCGGGCCAGUCCAUUACGGACUUCAGCAGAGUUUCACAGCUCAAGGAAGAACAUUUAUGAUCAUUUCUUCAUGGAAAUGCAAUCAGACCGAGACGCUAAGGCAGAAGAACUACUGCCUCUGCAGUGCAAAAUAAAUAAUAUGAUGACUAUUACUUCAAGGAAAUGAUAAAAAAAAUUAUCAUCAAUGUUCUUCCUUGAGCUGUGUCACCCCACUGUAGUCCGUAAUGGACUGGCCUGAGGUCUCGCUAAAAAUAAGCGGCUGCUGGAAGAGAGUAGGUGAGUUGUGUUUAGUCUCUUUGCUAAAGAAAUUAGUCAAAGUUAAAAAGAUGUUUGGUGGCUAGGACCCUGUAGGUACUGUUGAUGAAGUUAGGUGCUGUUCUGAGCAUUAUUUGUGGCUGUAGAGUGACUCUGUGUUCCUAUCUGUGGUCGUUAUUAAAGUUGGUAUAACUAGAGAAGCAAGCGGUCGGCAACAUUCAUUUCUCGAGGGGUUUGUUUAACUCUUUCAUGGUGUGUUUGACCCUAAAUUAAUUUUACGCUGGAAUAUCCCUUUAACUAGAUAUUUUGAUCUCUGUACAUAAUGUAUCCACAAUGCUUGGCAGGAAUGUAAAACCAUCCCGGAUAAGAAUUGGCAGCUCCUGCACAUUAAAGUCUGAACAGGCCGUAAAAGUAAACCUGGCAGGAUAUGGUCCGGAUUCACAGAAUGGCCUUAAGAUGCACUGAUUCUCCACAGGAACACAGCGAUUCGGAGGUUUUCUUUACCCUUUGUAAGCCAGCCUGCCCUCUCUCUCUCUCUUUUACCCCCUUCUGCUCUUUGCCCGCUGAGUGCUUCAGCACUCUCGCAGAGAUGCUCUGCCUGAGACAGCGGCUGCCCCCAGGCCUCCCAGUCUCUCAGCCCUAUCCACCCUGAAUGUUUUCGUGUCAGCACACAUCAGUGUUGUUGUCCUUGGUGCAGAGUAAUUAACUUAAAGGGGUUUGUCUAGCGUGAUAAAUUUAGGGAGGCUCUUUGUUACGGGAGGCCGGUAGAAGAAAAAGCCCUGACAACUCACUCAAAAAAGAGGAUCGAGGGGCUUAAAGUGUGUCAUGCAGCUUCUAAUCAAAACGCCUGCCAUCAGUGCUUCCUGUUGUUAUGUGUGAACACAAUAGGAGAAUCACUCAUUGAGCACAAGUAUUGACAUGCUAACAAUAUAACAAUGUUAAGAAGGAUAAAGAGAAAGGUUCAGGCAACUUAGUGAUGCCAAGGACAGAAGGAGAGGCGGGAGUGUGUGUUCCUCUGCGACACGGUUUGUCAACUAAAACGACACAUGAGGACACAUCAUAUUGUUACAGGUUGAUGCCAGAGAGGGAUUGGGAUAGAGGACAUGUUUGAGGAUUGGAGCUGGAAAAAUGUCUGCUUCUGCCCAAAAAGAGUGUUAUCCAGUGUGGGUCAGAUUAAGCAGAUGAGCAGAAUAGUGUGUUGUUAUAUAAAGUGAUCCAAUCCCAAAGCUCUGCGACACAAAGCAUGUGACGAACAAGCAGAUCGUCCGUGAUAUAACCGUCUCGAUGCCUUCAGCUCGAUCUUUGACUCAAUCUGACCUACAAGCGCUUUUCAGAGAUGUCUCCAUCUCAAUCUCAGUUAAAAGAUUGGUACCAAUGUAGGUCUAACUUUUGAUGGUAAUCAUGAACUGGUUGCAAACACAUUGGUUAUUUAGCAUUAGCAACCUUGUACGUCCAAACCCGUCCAACAGCAGUAAAGAAACUUUGAUUUCUUUACAAGGCAGUAGCAGUAGAGCUGCAUUCAGUAUUACCAAUAUGAUACAAGAUCUGAAAACUUGCAACGUGCAACAGGAGAUCAUUAAAGAUGGACUUAUAUAGGAUAAAUAUCGUAGAGAGAGUGAAGGUCAGAAAGGUGAGAGAGGAGGUGAUUGAACAGCUCUAUUAUCUAAGUAUCAGGUUGGGACUUUAACAGAUACUCAAAACAUCAGAUCUGGAUUUGGGGUCUAAAAAAUCAGAUUGUUUGGAUUGUACUAAAACAAUCCUGCAAAGACUUUCUUCAACUUAAAAGGAACUUGAGUUAGACUUAUAAAGAAAGAUAAAAAUCUAAAAUACCCUGAAUUUUUUAUUUAAUCUUUAAAUGGAAUAAUAGAUUUUUCAUUUCCAACUAUCUUUUCUUGGUAAGAUUUCGACUUAAUUCAAGAGAUAUCUCAGUUAUAAUUGGAGUGACGGCUGAGAAAUGUGGUUAAAAGAUGGAGAAAGCUGAUAGGCAUGAGUCAUGAAUCUUUUCUGUCAUAACAGGAUAAAUUUGACUCUCUUAAUACAGCGAAAGAAAACAUGGCAUGCCAGUAAACAGACCCUUCAGAUGUGAAAUCUGUUGAGUUCAUGCUUAAAUGUUCUAUACUGCAGAGCCUGGGGUGCAGCUCGACUCCAGAGGACACUUGUUGUUGACAUAAUGGCACAGCUGCCCCAUGUGGACCUUGCUUUGUGGAUUAGCCGAAGUCUGGAUUUAUUUUCUCAUGUUGUAAUAACGUUAUUGUGCACGUUGCUGGAUUAGACCUCGGGCAGGGAGUCGGUUUGGGGCAAGUUUUUGCAAUAAACUGCUCUUUGUUGUGUUUUUUGUCGGCAGCAGUUUGAAUCUUUCUUUUUUUCUCUCUCUCUCUCUUUUUUAUGUGGUUAGCGUCAUAAAGCACUCCAGCAUUCACUGAAAUCUUUUAAAUCUGCCUAAUAAAUCUGACUUAAUCUCAGUGUUGUGAAGACGCUUUGUGCUCUAGUUAGCUGAGUGUUGUGCAACUCUUUGACAAAGCUUUAUGAGCCACGCAGCACCUGAGAAAUGUCAACCGUUUUACUUCUGUCGGCUUUCUGGACUGUUGGAUUUACUUUUGUUUCUGCGCAAGGAAAGACUGAAAGUUACAGGAGUUUUUGUCUCUGGAAACUGCAAACAAUCUGAACCUAAAUCGACAACAAAUCAAAUAUUAAAACAUAAAAAAAAUGUGAUUGCUUUAUGAAAAGACUGAGUAAGCUGUAGAUGUUCACUCUUCUGUUGAAUCACCUCUUCUGUAAACAUUUGGUAACCAAGGAGACCAGGAGGAGUUUUGUAGUCCCAUUCUUGCCUUAUAUAGGAUUUCAGCAGCUGGACUGUUCUGGGUCUCCUUUGUCUGGUUUUAAUUUGACGAUGCGCCACAUAUAUUCAAUGAGCAACAGGUCUGGACUGCAGGCAGGUCAGCUUAGAUUCUGGAUUUUUCUACUGCAGAUCCUCGCUGUUGUUAUACAUGCAGAAUGUAGAAUUAGGGAAGCAUCAAAUAUAAGAACUAUCAUAAAGCAAUCAGUGUUGACUUUUAAAAUGUCUCUGCACUCAUUUCUGUAAAAAUAAAAGGUUUAAACUAUUUCAAAAUCAUCAAAAUGUGUUUAAAUCAACAUUUUUACACUAUUUUACACCCAUAACUUUGCUGCCUGUGUCGUUGAGCAUGUCUGAGUGAAAUCUUGGCAAAACCGCCGCUCUAAAUUGACACAUCUCAUCUCAGGCGAUGUUUCUGUGAAUAGAAGAAUAAGUGUUGUCUCCUGGUUUCUGCUUAUGUAGGCCAAUUGUCAAGCCUGGCUGUGAAUAGAGCUGCUGAUUAGCUUUGGGCUUUUAAGGAGGCCAACUCUCUGAUGGGUCUAUUUUGCCAUAAUUAAUUAUCAUCAUGGCAGUGACGUGCCUGUGGCCGCAGCUUUCUGUGGUGGCUGUGGAGAGGUCUGAGUGUGUCGGCUGUCUCAUUGUUAAUGUAUUACAGUAAGAUGUUGAGGAGGAGGAAGGGGUAGUCCAGGAGGGAGGCAAUAAAUCUCACCAUUAGUUUAAUCAUAGUCCCUUCAGAAAAGUCAAGAGGGUCUUUGAGGUUGCAUUAAGCAGACCCUACAUCAGCCAGGAUAUUAAACAGAUUCUGGAGGCGGACAGGUCUGACGGGGAUGGAUGUCACAUUAAUAGAAGGGGUCUGUCUCCAAGGCGAUGAAGUCUGUCUGAAUGUUUCGACCUCAGUGAAGAGGUUAGCCCUACUUGCUGCCUCAGCAGGAGUCACACCGGUGCUCGUCUAUAGUUAAUUGCAGACUCAUGAAUAUUUGAGGUCCCUCAUGGAAGCCCAGACAGACCUAUCAUUGUACCUGGAUAUCAACAUCUGAGGUUUAGCGGUCAAGAAAAGGAAAAGAAUUUAGCCUCACCCUUUCCUAGAGUAAAUGUAGGCCUGCAGGAGGAAGCACUGGCAGCUCCUGAGGACAGCAAGGUUUGCCCAUGCGAGGGUGUGUCUAUGUGUGUGUCUGUGUGUGUGUGCGAGUGAGACACCUGUUCCUCUGUGCAGUGUACUGGGUAAAGUGGUCAAAAGCUGGCAGGCCAUCAGUACACCAGGCCAGGCAUCGCCAGCUGCUCUCCCACUAAAAGUUAUGAAUAGCCUUUUUGUUCUGGUGUAUUAGAAAACUGAAUUAAAACAUUUGUUUAGAAACUAUGCGGGACCUCUCAAACUCUGGGAACACACACUCCUAUCAGCUUCUCUCUUCAUACUAAAUACUAAAAGGGACGUUUCCAUAGAAAACCUUAUUAGAAAAAAAAAUCUGUGGCAUGCUUAUGAGCCUGUGGGCCUCCCCCGGUUCAGUGAUCCGCCCUCGUGCUCAGCCUCAGCCCCUCCGGUCCUGCAGUCUCAGCUCCCCUCCCUGGUCCCUCUCAAAGGGCCCUCUGUGCUGCUGGCUGGCAGGCCAAGUGUUUAUGGAAUGUCUCAGCUGCUUGUGGGGUGUGGGGGGAAACGACUAAUGAAAUGUUAAGUGUUGUAUGAGUUCAUCUCUCUCACUACUGCCUGACUCGUGGUGCUUGUUGUUGUUGUUACUGGUCAGAGUUUGUUUGAGAUGAAAUGUUUUCUUAACAGUCGGCAAAGUAGUUCAGAGUGAGAGGAGAGAGUGAUGUGACAGUUUAAUUUAAACACUUCCUUUUACCGUUAGUCAGCUAAUUAACAGGCAGGCCACUAAUUCACAAUUAAACUUUCAUAUUAAACAUCAAAAUAAAUAAAUAAAAACACAAGAGGCCGAGAUACUUUGGUCAUUUUUUUAUUUUUUGAACUCAGACCAGCCUCAAACUACAUUUCCCACAAUGCACCUCAGUCGUGUCUCUAGCUUGAUCAUUGUGCAUUGCAUGGGCAUAAUCAAUGGGUCUCCCGAGUUCAAGUGUCCGCUGUAAAACCUGAGUUGCUAGGCAGAUUAGGAUUCAGCCAAGCACAUGAAAGUGCAUCAGGUGAGGUGUCUUCACUAAUAUUUAAUUUUAUUCAGACACGCAGAUGAAUAUUUGAUUAUACCUGGAGGUCAGUGUGAUUUUUUUAAAUGUCUGAUUAAAUUAGCUGUGUGUUCUUAAUCUGCCUUUAUUAAUCAGCGUCAGCGGCUGUGUUUGUGUUCCCCAUUAACCCCAACAUAAAGCUGUAGGGCUCAAGCUUGGCCAUGCUGCAGUAUGAAUUAAGUGCUUUUUGAAAUAAGUAAGAUAACAGCUCCACUGUUGUAUUAAAGUAUAAGUAAUCUAGGUAUUUUUUGCAGCUAAUCUUUGUCUUUGUGUAUUUUCACAGACUGGAACAAUUAUUGCACUUUGAUUCUCUUGUAUAUGCAGCACAUUACAAGAAGUAGUCUGACCACCCUGAGCUAUUUCGACACACGCUGAUUAGUAGGUGUGCUGGGCUGGGCGGCCCAGUUCUGACCGACAGUGCUCAAUGACUGGCACUAAUUUUAGACCGCUCUACAACAGAUCAGAGGCGAGUGAUGGUGGGCCUCGCUGCCUUCACCGGCCCCUGUGGUUUGCAGGGCCUCCCAAUCCUGCAGACACUGCAGAUGGCCCAAAACGAGAUGAUGAUGAUGUGUUGGUGAACGUUUUCGUGCCAGAAUACACAACCGGUGUUUGCAUUUCCUGUAACAGAUGCCUCACUUACCGUAAGAGGUAAAGGGACACUCCGUCAAUUUCGCUCGUCAAAGUCGAGAGAAUACAACACAGCCUGUGAGAAAAUAGUUGUGUAAUGUGUCCUGUGGCUCUGGAAAGGCUUUGUCAAGUCUGAGAAGUUUAUUCAAGUGACAUCAUGUGAGUAAUCUCCCUGGAUUUGAGAUGGACUACAAAUUCGCUGCCAUGCUGUUGGCUCGGCUCAAGGAUGGUAAUGUCAGUCUGCCGGUCGACCUGAUAAUCCACCGCUCUGGUUCAAAAAGAAAUGUCUCAACAGACGGACAUCCCUGCUCCCCAGAGGAUGAAUCCUAAGGUGUCUGUGAAUUUUAGUCUAUUCAGUGUUAAAAAAAACUGCUCAUAGGAGCUUUAAAAUCUGUUUUUUGAAUGGCACAUUAAAGGGAUAUUCCGGCGUAAAAUUAAUUUAGAGAUGAAUGUUGCCGACUGCUUGCUUCUCUAGUUAUACCAACUUUAGUAACAACCGCAGGAUAGCAAUACACAGUUGUCUAAGGAGCCUUGAACAAACCUCAACCAAAAUGCCACUCUAUAACCACAAAUAAUGCUCAGAACAGCACCUAACUUCAUCAACAGUACAUACAGGGUCCCAGCCAUAGCACUAGCCACCAAACAUCUUUUUAACUUUGUCUAAUUUCUUUAGCAAAUAGACUAAGCAAAACUCACCUACUCUCUUCCAGCAGCCGCUUGUUUGUAGCAAGACCUUGGGCCAGUCCAUUACGGACUACAGCGGGGUGACGCAGCUCAAGGAAGAACAUUUAUGAUCAUUUCUUUAUCAUUUCCUUGAAGUAACAAUCACCAUAUUAGUAAUUUUGCACUGUAGACGCAGGAGUUCUUCUGCCUUAGCAUCUUGGUCUGUUUGCAUUUCCAUGAGGAAAUGAGACCGCUAUGUAUUGCUAUUCAUCUCUCUAGGGGGUCUCUAACUCGCUGUCAUGAUGUGUUUGACCCUAUUUAGUCACCAUGUGGUUUUGGACCAAUUAGGUGCUGACAGGCGGUGAAGGGACCUUCAUUUGAGGCAGGAAUUGUGGGCUCAUCUGGGCUCUUGUGAAUGUCAUAAAGGGUCAUAGCAAAAAUACAGAUAAAUCAAAUUAGAUCUUUUUAUUCCUAACAUGAGACGAGGCUGAGGGUCACCCAAUCCAAAGGUUGAAAAAGCCACUUUUCCUCCCAGUUUUCUCUCCCAACUCCUGCUGUUUCCCCAGUGACUCCUCACUCUUGAGGAGAAUCCAUUUACCGGACCCAUAAAGUGGAGCUGAGCUUUUAACAACAUCACACACUGGCAUCUUCCUCUGCCCUCUCUGCUAAGGUGCAACUUUCUCCCCAGAUCUAUACGACCAUUAGUGAGGCGACAGAAAGGCCAUUCUCCAUUGUACCUUUUCUUUGCUCUGCGGUUCAUUAUACAUGUUUAAAUCUCAUUCACAGCAUUUCUGAGCAGGAUCAAUGUUGGCGUUUUUGUGUGCGGGGUUUAUUUUCAGGAGCUUGUGUUCUAAAUUCUGCCCAUCAGCUGACUGAUCUGUACAUGGAUGGUCAAUAUGUUCCCAGCAGGGAGCGAUAUAAGUGGGCUAUGAUUCCCUCUCUUUUCAGAGCUUUGCUAACACGAGUGUGUGCUCCCCUUGAGCCAUAGAAACACGCUGAUCAGUGGUCAGUCGAUUCAGCAUUGUGCCUUUUCCUGCUUGUGAAAUGGAGGAUUAUAGAUUAUAGAUGUGACUAUUCUAGUUUGAACAUUUUGUGAGAUGAGUGCAUCGCUGUAUUUGCUUUUGAUUGUGUUUUUUUUUAGUUAUAUCUCAUCUGCUGCUCUUCAUCUACAGAUACAGAGUCAGAUCUAAAUCACGUCUAUCUGUCUCCCAUGAUAUUUAUAAAGAAAACUUCAUGUUUCAGUUACAUUCACGUCGUAAAAAGGUCCUCAUAGACUCCAGAGGGAAUUUCCCUUCUUGUCUUGGUGCGGAUGUCGUGUUUAGAAGUACGACCACAUGAUUAUUCCUGUGAUAGUGAAUCUCUGCUGCUGUCUCCGCUGCACAUCUGUCCCUCUUUCUGCCUGUUUAUCAUAGUUCAUCCCUAUGGAUUAGGAUUAAGGCUUGGAGUGUGUCUUGCUUAGUCAUCAAUCAGAGAUACAACCAGUCCCCUGUAUUAAAAAUACCAUGUCUGUGUUCUGGACAGGGCUGUUGUUUACAUGCUGUUGAGUGAUUAUUACCCAGAAUAGGCCUGGAGAAUAAGGAGCCAGUUGUUUGGCUAAGUCCUUGUAUAUCCUUGAGAUCUAUUUCUGGUCGUGCUGCUCCGUGUGAGAAAGACACUCUUACUUGAAUCUUGCUUUUUUUUGCUGAUUUGUUGUAAUCUGACAUCUGUAAGACAAUGACUGGUGGGAAUACAGUCAAAUGAAAUUCUUGAAAAAUGCAGAUUUACAGAGAUCAGACACAGUCCAAAACCAAAUCAGCUUCUCUCUGAUCCCCAGCUCCACACAGCUCAUGACUGCAGCUGUUAGGCUCAGCAAUCUUAUGUAAUGUCAUUACAAUGUAUUUAUCACAGCUCUGUUGCACAGUGGAAAGCUUUUUUUUAAGCUGCAGCAACUUUGGUGAGGGACAUGGAGAAGAUACUGUCGACCUGCAACUAAGAGCUGCUUUGCCAGCCGCGGCGACUGUGUGAUGUUUUUUAGAGCAGGUUGUUGCAUUCAGAGUGAAAACAAGGCAUUAGCAUUAUUUAUUAUUGAUUCUGGUAAUUACACAGUGUUGUUAAAUGCCAAUGUGAGAGAAGGAGAGACUGACUAAACGAUUGAGGCGUCAUGGUAACAUUAUCAGCUGUAUUAAUAAUAAAUCUCCAUGAGCGCACGUAUGUUGGUCAAUAAGCAAUAAUUAUUUCAGUGAUUUAAAAAGGAAUUUUCAAUAAAAGUUCAAUCCGCUUACAAAGCUGCUUUUACAAUUGAGGGAAAGAGGUCAUGUCCUCAGCUGUGGGAAACAAUGGUACACGUGAGUAACGCAGUAUUAGUUUUUUUAAUACUGCUGCGGCUCUUUUAUCAAUGCACCAGUUUUUAUUUCAUAGUUAACGUGCAUUUGUAGACAUGCAAAGUAAUGAUAAAGGAAUUUUAAUUUUUUUUGCAAGUUGCACAAAUGUUUGUUGCUCACAGUUUUUCACUGCAUUCCAGUGCAUGUUAUUAUGACCUCAGUAUAGGGCUGGGCGAUAUGGCCUCAAAUCAAUCACGAGAUAUUGAUCAGUUCACCUCGAUAAUGAUAAAUGGACGAUAACUACUCCACAAGCUGCUCACCCCCUCCCAAGUUAACUUCGUCUACUUCAGCCGCUGCUACAACUUUUGAACCGUCCUCCAUCUCCUCACCUGUCUUUCCCUCUUUGUUAUGGACUAGAUGGGGUGGAGUCACGUCUCAGAUGUACGACAGCGUCUUAAAGGGACAUGAGACCAUAGUCUACAUACACACAUCCAAAACCAACUUUUAAUUAUUUAUUUUUUUGAUACCAAAUAUACUGUUAUGGGCAAAAUGACGGCAGUUAUUGUCGUAAAUUUUGGUAUCAGUACAUUUUCAGUUUAUCGCCCAGCCCUGCAUCAGUAUCAUAGCAUACAUUGUUUUUCUGGUGGAUAAUUAAGGUCAAAGGUGUACAGUAAUAUUGAGUGAUAUCUCAUGAAAGGGUUUAUUUGAGUAUCAAACAUGGAUGUAGACUCACUGACGUCACUCAUUGGUUUCUGAAGUGGAGUUUCGGAGCCUAUUGGAAAUGGUGGCUCAACGUAAAUUGUUGUCAACCUAGGAAGAGGAAGAAUUUGAAGUUUAGGCACUUUAUCUUUCUCACUUAUAGCUGCAGUGUGCUCACCUGUUAGUCACGUCAGCUGUGCCUUUAAUUGUGCAAAACUCGUAACCUUGAUAUCCUCAAAACUAAUGCAGGAGUAGCAGAUGACUUCAUAACAUGAGUCUGGUUCUGCUCGAGGUUUCUGCCUGUUGAAGGAAGUUUUUCCUCUCCACUUUAACUUGAUAAAUGCUGUAAAGUCUUUUACUCAUGUGGCUGGAAAUGGGAAGAGAGUAGAAAUGCUAAAUAGAGUACAGUCUAGACUAGCAUUUUUAAUAAGCAAUUGGCAUUUUAUAAAUAAAGAUUAAUUGAUUGAUAUUCAGAAACAGGGGUUACCCCAUGAUUGAAGCUGAUUGGUGAGAAGACCUUUGGAGACAAGAAGCUCCUCCAGUAUCUAACCGUUAGCUUCUUGUAUGAAAUGCUCCUUUGCUCACUCCAUCUGUUUGGCCUUUGAGGACAAGAAACUGCUUGAUGCAUUUUAGUAUACUCCUCCAUCAGUCAAGUUUGUUCAAAAUUAGUUAUUUUGUGCAUUACGACUUUCCUCUUCUUCUCUAAGCUGUUGCAUUUUGCACAGCCACUCAAUAUAAAACCAAAGCUGGAGACACAUGGUUGAAGAUGUCGGCCUCCAUGGAGAGAAACUUGCCCCUCUCUCUGUAAAAGGCAUUCAAAGUCAAAACACACAUGCUAACUUAAACAAACAUGUGAAUAUUGUAAAUGAUUCCCACCAAAUGUGUUCUGUAAAAGCUGAACUACGUCUUUAAAUGACAGGAACUGAAGUGUCCAAGAGUCUGAGGUUGAUACUGAAAAUAUAAAGUUUUUAAUUGAAUGUUAAAAAAAAAAGAAAAAGAACAGCACGUUUCUUUUGUGGGUUAGUUAAAGUUUUAAAAGAGCAGCCUCUGCUUCAGUUUAUUUGUUCAGGCUGUUAAAAGUGUGGUGUGUUUUACAGCUUCUCCCCAGAGCAAGACAAAUAAAUGACUUUAAAACCGGUUACAAAGACAAAUAAGCAACAUUUAGAAAAUAAAGCUAGACUGAAUAGAGUUAAAUUUACAUUUGUACAGUUAGUAAGACACAUUGUGAAUCAGUUUGUCUGGAUAAAAGUUUGUCUGGAUUGUAAAUAUUUAAUAGUCGGGAGAUAAAUGUGUGAUAGGAAAGGGCGAGGAAGCCGUGUGUGAAAGGAUGACCUUGUGCUGAAAGCCUGUUUCCGCUCUGAGGCAGAUGAAUUGCUGAAUUUUCCGGACAGACCUGCCCGGACACUUCCUCAGAUGCAGUCCUUGUGAUGGUUAGAACAACACUGCUCACUGAGGAUCUGAGAUAGCUCUGCUCCAAAACACCAGAGAGGCCUACAUAAACCCUGAGCCUUUGGAAAAACCCCUGUAAAACACUUCCAGAGAUCCUCCUCUUAUUCUUUUUUUACAGUGUUUGUUCAUGCUCUGAUGCUUUCUUUUCCCUCUGGUACGAGACAGUUUGCAGUCCAGGAGGAGAGAGAGAGAGAAAGAGAGAGAGAGGAUUGUUAUUCACUCAGUGUGGGGCUGAUCUAUAAUCUCACUGGGACACAGAGUGGCCUUUCACAUGGACUUCCCCUGCGCUCUGGAGCUCUUUGGCCUUCAGUCGUCCCAUCCUAGGCAGUCAAUACAGCCGGGGCCCAGUGUGUUUGUUUGAGCCCUUUGUCACGGCCUCUGUGGAUGUCAUCCUGUUAGUCUGACUUUCCAGGCCUCUCCAGGGUGACUCGGCUUGAUCCGCCCCCCUAGUUUCCGGAAUCCUCUCUUUCCUGUUUUCAAGCCGAGGUGAACAAGUUUUGUAGCUUCUGCGAGACACGACCACCUUUUUUUUUUUAUGACUGCUGAGAAGUGUGUAGGAUGAUAAUGAUAGUAAUGAUGAUAAGGGCUGUUGAGUCAGGGGUGUCUGACGAUGAUUACAGCUUACAGAGCUUGUUGAUCCUUGUCUUCAGAUAGCCUCAGAGGUCCUAAAUCACAGAGAUGACAAACACAACACAUGUUUCUGACCUGUUACAUGUGUUUCUGGCAUGUACACACUGUGGUGUAAAGCUCUAGUCUAUUGUUUUCUCGGCUUUGAGACCUCUGUUGCUACACAGUCUCGUGACAUUAGCAUCACUCAGUUGCAGAAGUGUCUUUUUGCGAACCUUUGACCCUAAAACCCUCAGCUGAUGGAAAACCAGCAUGUGUUGCGUACGCCAAAGCCUGCUGCUCUUCGGCAGAGACUCUGUAAUGCGAGUUUAUAAAGGUUCAAAGAGUUUUUUUAAUCCAGACAAGUUCUUCGAUUUUAUUGUCUCUUAAAUAUGCAGGUGUGUCAGCUUCUUGGUUGUUGAUUUAAAACAGAUUUUUAUGGUUUUAAGCAGAAAAAAGGAGUUAAAUAUUUUCUUUUUAUAUCAGUUUAUAGUUAAGAAAUGAACUUUAAUCCCAAAUAAGUUUGGAUGCUGUGUUAAAUGGUAAUAAAAACAGAUUUUGAUGGAUUGCAAAUCAUUUAAAAUCAAUUAUUUUAAUUGAAAAUCGUAUGAAGACAACAGACUAAACACUAAAAAUAACAUGUCUUUUCAAAGAUUUUAGGGUUUGUUCAUCACUGUUUUGCGAAACCAAGUAGUCUAGGAUUUCAAGUUUUAUAUCAGUUUAUAGUUGAGAAAUGAACCUCCAUCCCUUAGAAGUUUGGAUGCUGUUUUGAAUUGGAAUAAAAGCAGAUUUUGAUGGAUUGCGAAUCAUUUAAAACCAAUUAUUUUAAUUGAAAAUUGUAUGAAGACAACAAACUAAACACUGAGAAUUCCAAAUUUAUGAUGGUUUUAAAAGAUUUUAGGGUUUGUUCAUCAUUGUUUUGCAUAACCAAGUAGUCUAGGUUCUACAGUUUUAAAGAUAAAAUGCUUCCCCCUUUUUUGCUUGAUUUAGGAUUUCAGAUGCUCAACAAUUUGGGCUCAUCUCUUAGAAGUUUGGAAGCUGUUUUGAAUGGGAAUGAAAACCAGUUUAGCACCUGUACUUUUCCACUGUGGAGCCAGGCUGCAAAAUGUGUUUGAGUAACUCUCCUUCUUGGAAGGCAUUCAGCAGUAAAGGUGCCGUCCUCUGUGUAGAAACCACCUGCGCCAUGGAAACUUUUGCAUCCCCAGAUCACCACUGAUCUCUCUUCUUAUUGAAGCAGAUAAGAGUCCAAAUACAGAGCAGAGGAAGCAUCUGUAAUGAUGCAUAUGAUGCUGUUAAAAUCACAGUAUAGAAAGGAGGAGCUGAGGUAAUCCACAGAGCUGUCAGCUGAUGUACCGGAGGACGACUUUGUGGCCUUCCUAAACUUACUCAAAGCUCAAUCUGUACUCGAUAAAACAUCAACACACUAAUACUUUGGGUUAUUUAGCACAGUAGUGUGGAGAAAUUGUCGUGUCAAAAGUUGCCAAAUUAUUCAUCAGCAAUUCUCCGACACGGCGUCUGAAACUUUCAUGUCUACCAAGUGGUAGGAUGUUGAGUAUAUCUGUGCAGACUUUUAAUAUAUUUGUAUAAAACAACCAACAUGAGAAUGAAGUGGACUGUGUAAAGGUGUGGCAUUUAAACAACCCUCUGAUACUGUCUUUAAUGAGUGUUUUACAGAUGUCUCAUUUUCCUGCACUCCCCCUGAUGUUUCUCUGCGAUAACUUUCGAGUGUAACGACAACAAAGUAACCUCGUCCUUUUUCACCUUACAGAGACUCCCUAUAAUGAGACCUCAUCCUCGUACGGCUAUGACCUGGAGCCCUCAGAGGAGCAGCAGCCUGCCUCUGACUCUCUAUCCUUCACAGGAUCUCCGUCCUCAUCCCCGAGACUCGGCUCCAAGAGCCGGAACAGCCGAGACACCCAGUCCUCCGGCUCUCUGGAGUCCCAACUCUCGGUAACGUUACUUCUAACUCAUGGAAGAUGUUGACCGUGUCUCUUGGUUUACAGAUACUCAGACAUGCACGUGUUUGCAGGAGGACCACCUCCCUGUUUUGGUCUCUUCAACAGCAGUUUUGGAGUAAUCCUUCAGUAUUAAUAUUUUGUACUAAUCCAGAGUACCGUGUUCACAACGCCUAAAGGAGCACCAAAUUUCCCAUGAAAAUUCCCUCCAGUGAUCUAAUAUUGUCCUUCCAAAGAGUUUAGGGACUGAUGAGAUCCAGAUUGAGAGAAAAGGUCAACAUUUUAACUUAACCUUCCUGGUAAAACAAUAAUUCCAACAUUUCCCAUGAUGCAACUUGAAAGCAUCUGUUGUUAAACCCUCUCUGAAUGACAUCUUUCAAAUCCCGUUUCUCAUACAGGUUUUCCUUUUAUUACUUCUCAUUCCAAUUCGAGUUCAAUCAAUCUCAGCACGUGCUCAGGUUAUAUCCUUUAUGUCCUAGAAGGAACUGUUUAAAGUUCACGGUUUCUUUGGCAAAUGUAUUAGUUAGGACGAUUUUACCCUGACUCUAUAGAAGAGGGCUGGUAUAGAGCAGUGAAAUACCCUUUAAUAUGACAGAUGAGUUGCCAUGCAGCUAGACAUUCAACCAACUACUCCUACUAUAGCAUCUAUCAGCUUACAAUGAAAUCCACAUGAGGGGAGUGCCUUUUAAAAAACACCGCACAAGCUCAGCAAACAUUGUCGAUGAACAGAUGUUUCAAAAAAAAAAAAAAAAAAAAAAAAGGAGGCCCAGCCCCCUCCCUCUUUGGCUCCGUUCCUGCCCUAUCUGUGGUAUCUUCAUCCUCUGAUGUGUAAACGUAAAGAUCUUCAAAGCCCAAACUUUGCCGGGGUGUAAAAAAUAAGGCUUACUAAUAUAAUGGCAGAGCUUGAAAGAGCCAUUCUCACAGCUUCAGCGAGCUCUUAUUCCGACAUGAUAGACAGCAGCGGGAUGACUGAUGGCUUUGACCUGCUUGGAAUAAUAAUAAUGCCUUGACAAGAACCACAUUAUUCAUCCGUAUGAUGCUAGGAGGCUCCUGCGAAGGCCUCCUGGAAUGCAAAACUCCCACAGAGUUUAAUCAAAUCUGGGCACCGUGUAAUACCACAACAAAAAUAAUUGCAGCAGGGGUUUGCAGAGGUGUGUGGGCGGUUUAUUUAAGAGCCUUUUCGCAGGUUUCAUUUCACAUCUUGAAUCAUUGUUAGAGUUUUUUGUCUCGAGAGUUAUCUUGAUUUUCGUAUCAGGUGGAGCUGGAUCAGGAGAAGGGACUGGAGAUGAGGAAGUGGGUUCUGUCAGGGAUCCUGGCCAGUGAGGAGACCUACCUCAGCCACUUGGAGGCCCUGCUGAUCGUAUGUCAACCACUUUAUUUUUUUAUUUUUUAUUUUAUUUUAAACAAGGACAAAUGUAGUGCCUUGAAAAAGUAUUCAUACCCCUUGAGCUUUUUCACAUUUCGUCACUCUACAACCACAAAUUUAUUUAUUUCUUUAAGGGGGGCUGAAUACAAAUGCACAACAGACUUUUUCAGAUUUUUAUUUGUUAAAAUUUCUGAAAACCAUGUAUCAUUUCAAUUCCACUUCACAAUUAUGUGCUACUUUGUGUUGGUCUAUGACAAAAAAUCUCAUACAUAAUUAAAAAAUAUACAUAAACUCAGAAACAGGCAAAGAAAACUAUUACAUCAGUAAAAUAAAAACUAUAAAUCUUCAUCCCAAACUUGUGUUAUUGGUAAUUUUUUGCCAGCCAUCUAGGUCUGGCUUGUUUUUGCUUUUUGUCAUAAUCUUAAUCAGUAAGUAGUAAUAUUUUAGGAAUAUAGUGAACAAUUCAAAUUUAAUAUCCUGUUGAUUUUUGAAAAUAAAAGAUUUCCAAAGAAGCACAGUGGUAUUUAACAUCAUAUUUCCUCCUAUUGAAAACCUCAGAUUAUAUUGAUAGGUGAUAGUGGUAAAUCAAUUCCUUGUUCAGAUAACCAUACUGCCAAUUUACACCAAAAAAGAGCCACAUCUGGACAGUACCAAAAUAAGUGUAUCGUCUUCUUCUUUAUUACCAGUUAUUUUCCAUGUUUUUAACAUUUUAACAACUCCUUCAAGAACUUGUCUCAUCUUCAUCAUGUAACACCUCAGUCUUGAUUUUUGACGCUCUUCCUUAAUCUAAUUCUGUUAAUUUGCAUCCUCCUUAUCACGGUAUUAGAAGUUCAGUACAUAGUCAGUUUCCACCACUUGAUUCAACAUGCAGUGAACAUAAAAUCUGAACUGUGAUUAUUUGUCCAGCCCAUGAAGCCUCUGAGGGCCGCAGCCACAACUUCCCAACCCAUGCUGACGAUCCAGCAGAUAGAAACCAUCUUCUUCAAAGUGCCGGAGCUACAUGAGAUCCACAAGGACUUCUACGAUGCUCUGCUGCCCCGAGUCCAAGACUGGGGUCACCAGCAGUGUGUGGGAGACCUCUUCCAGAAGCUGGUAUGGCUUUCACUUUUGUUAAAUUUAGUUUAGAAAAGUAAACAAACACUUUUAUACUGUAGCAGCAAAUUACAUCUUAGUAUUUCUGUCAAAUCCAGCAUCCCAGGUGAUCCAUCAGUGUUAGUUAUGGGCUCUAACAUACCCAUACCCCUAGACCAUCGCAUUUCAUGACUCACCUGUGGAAAGAUCCAAACAGGUGUUUUUGAAGCAGUCCUCAAUUUUACCAGACUUUCGUUGACCCUGGAACAACUUUUUAGGAAUGUGUCAAAUUAAAAAUGAGAGGAUAUUUGCAAAAAGAAAUCAGUUUGAACAUUAAAUAUCUUUGUAGUGGAUUCAAGUGAAUGUAGGCGGGAAAGGAAUUGUUUUACUCAACAUCCCAACUUCAGUGGAAUUGGAGUUUGUCAUUUCAAGGAACAACUAUUGAGGAGGGGCUUUCAUGACCAUGUUUCUGAGCAGACGACAAAAACUUGUUUAUCCUAAUUUUUUUUAUAACCGGAAUGCAGCAGGAAAUUGUCAGCGUGCAGAGUAAACAAGGAAGUCUGACAGCAGUGAAAUACAAAGCAUGUGAAUGGCUCAUGAGAGUUCAAAGAAGAAACGAUUGUCUGCUUUUUCAGCACUUUGAACGCUCCUUCAUCUGCAGUACAAAUGCUUGAUUACCAUGCAAGUAUCCAGUCCAAUCCGCUUUAUUCAUACAGCACAUUUUAAAAACAUUUAAAAGUGCUGCAAAGUGAAAUUAAAAGAACAAAAACUGCAGAAAACAUAAAGAGGGAAUGAAUAAAAGCAAGUAAAAAACAUUUAAAAUGAAAUAAAAUAAAUGAAAUAAAAACACAAAAGGUGAUAAAAGGACCAUAAAAGACAGAAAAGGACACAACUCUCAAGCUGAACUAAAAGCCAAGGAAUAAAAAUGAGUUUUAGGUUGCAAUUUAAAAGUAUAAAGAGUGGGAGAUGUUUUAAUCUUGAGUGGCAAUUCAUUCCACAAUUUGGGAGCCACAGCCGAGAAAGCUUGGUCGCUACAGAGUUUUAAAUGAAUUUAAGGGACAAUGAGUUGAAGCUGAUCAGCAGACCUCAAUGAACGUUUAAGAGAUCAGAGAUGUACCGUGGUGCUGAUCCGUUUAAAGAUUUUAAAACAAACAAUAAAAUCUUAAAAUGAGCUCUAAAAUGAACGGGAAUCCAGUGGAGGGACGCCAGAAUUGGAGCGGUGUGAUCAUGUUUUCGUUUACCUGUUAAAAGACUGAUUAUAUAACAUGAAACCUCUCAACAUUAGUUUAUAUGAUAUUUCAAAUAGACCACCAACUUUUAGAAAGUGAUGACAGCACUUUUUAAACGUCAUGCUUUUUUCCUGCAUGGUCGUAGAAAUAGAAGAGACUUUCAAGGGUUAAAAAAAGGAAAAAGCCUUUGAGUGUUGGUAAUGUGGAGGAGCUCUUGCCGUGCACAUGUGAGUAGACUGCCUGGAGUCACAUCCCGGCCAGAUAAAAGCCUCGCUCCACCACAUUACAGGCAGUAAAAGAGAACAAAACGCUCCAUAGGAGGUCGCUGAAUAAGAGCUACCUCAGUCUCUUCUGUUAGCUGACAAAGAUGAAAACAGCAAAUAUGAUUUAUACGUGUAUUAAUAGAUCGCUACAUGAGAAGAGAUUGACUCUCUGGCUCUUCCUGUAAUAACUACAUCAUACACCGGCAAUGCAAAGUACCAGCAAUCACCGCUAAAAGCUCUCCUCUGUCAUGAAAUAAAUGUAAUCUGCUCUCUUUUCGGUGCCCUGUAGGCCAGCCAGCUUGGAGUGUACCGGGCAUUUGUGGAUAACUAUAAGGUUGCCGUGGAGACAGCGGACAAGUGCUGCCAGGGGAAUGCUCAGUUUGCACAGAUAUCAGAGGUAUGUAGUCAUGCUGCACACAGCAGGACUGAGGCAGACAUGUGUUUGAUGUUGCACAGCUGCCGGCGGGGACAAGUGAUGACAAAGCGGUUUUCAGCGGUCCAGAGCCACACCGCUCUGCGCAGAGGUGCUGAUUGGUUUUAAUUGCUCUGUGGGGAAGUUGUUUUGAUUUAAUGAGCAUGUUUUUUUUUUUCUUCUCACUGUUCCCUUUGGUGUUUUUGCCCUCCCAGAAUCUCAAGGUGAAAAGCACAAAGGAUUGCAAAGACCAGUCAGCUAAAAAUUCACUGGAAAGUGAGUAGUGAGUGAAAUGAAUGACCAGCCUCCACAGAAAUCAAUAUUGCUAUAAGUAGUUGAUCUGCGACUAGGCCUGUUGAGCUAACUCUUCCUCCUCCUCCACAGCUCUUCUCUACAAACCUGUCGAUAGAGUCACGCGCAGCACCCUCGUCCUGCAUGUAAGUCAACCUGCCUGGAUAAAUAUGGAGCAACAUCCGAUCUGCAUGAAGAUUUUUUUGUUGAUUAAAUGUGUAAUCAUUUCCUCUUUUCCAGGACCUUCUGAAACACACGCCCUCCAGCCACCCGGACUAUCCGCUGCUGCAGGAUGCUCUGCGCAUCUCCCAGAACUUUCUGUCCAGUAUAAAUGAGGAGAUUACCCCUCGAAGGCAGUCCAUGACCAUUAAGAAGGGAGAGGUUGGUGAAGAAAAGCAGAACACUUUUACUAACCAGAUUGAUGUAUAAACAAUGUUUAACAAGAGUCUGAGUUGAGGAAAUAAAUAAAUUAAGAGGAGCUAACCCUCGCCCUUUUUGUAGAGAACUUACAUCCCUUGCAGAGGGAAAGUUCAGGGUUUUAAUGACAUGAUGCUGCAGACUAGGGCUGGGCAAUAAACCGAGGGGGUUGAGCAUCUUGUGGAGAAGUUAUCGUCCAUUUAUCGUUAUCGAGGUGAACUGAAAUAUAUCGUGAUAUUGAUUUGAGGCCAUAUCUUCCAGCCCUACUGCAGAUACCACCCGCAGCUGACUUUCUUCAGCCGUCAUGCUGCAUCUCUGGGAAACUCUGAUUCAUCACAUUUCUUUUAGUUUUACUUUCGCAUGUUGGCAAGUCUGCAUUUGCCAGGUAGCUCCUAACCUGGAGCGCCAGAUCAGCCCAGCAGCUUAACCCUGCACCCGAUCUUCAAACUCUGGACUGAAUCCUGCCAAUUUAUUUUUUCCUUAUGUUCUCUGACUCUCUACUCUGACAUCUAUCUGUUAAGCGGUCCUGUCUAAUAACAUAGCUUAAAAAUGGCUCCUAACUUCAUGUUCAGCUGAUAGUCAUAAAUCAUGAGAUGUUAAUUGCAUUAGUACUUAAAGGUUGACCAAAACUAGGGUGACCAUAUUCUGAAUCCCUAAAAUGAGGACACGACUACGCGGGGGUGGAGUCACGGAGUCACGGAGUUGCACUUCAUAAAUUUGGAGUUUUUCGGGUCGGGUCGAGUGUUGUUUUAUAAGCUUCUAAGUCAGUAAGUCCACGCGACACAAACUCAAAACUUCCGUUCAAAACCCGGGACAUUUGAAGGAUUUUAUAAACUCCCUCAGACUGGGCCGGACAGCCCUCAAAAAGAGGACAUGUCCGGGUAAAAGAGGACGAAUGGUCACCCUACCAAACCAAUCUCAGGGGCAUUCAUGAAGUGUUUAAUUGACUGACAUAGUGAUGUUGCCAUAAAAGCCAUACUGCUGGUGUUAAAGGAGAUUAGAGGAGAUUAGCUACUUAAAUUCUUGGUUCAUAAAACCCUUGGAUGUAGACUUGAGCCCAAAGUAUAACAUAGUGUGCAGAAUAUAAGAACAUUUUCACGUCUAUGAUUUUCUCAAACAGCAGCUGGUGGAAUUCAGGAUCAUAUCUGCCCCCGUAGAUUGCAUCAUAUCGUGGCUGUUCACCGCAAAAGCUCCGAGCAGAAGGUGUCUGGAAGUUGCCAUUAAAUCCGAGUGUGAGUCAGGUUGCUGCUGACUCAUCUCAGCCUGUCUGCUUUAGUUGUGAGGGAAGAGGAAGCUCGUGACAAAGCAGAGCAAACACUAGAGGCGAGGGGGUCUCUGUGCAGCAAACCAGGAAAACCUGUUGGUCAGCCCCUUCGUUCACACCCACACCCACCCUGUCCUGUUGCAGCGUCUACUGUGUUUCCCAGAAGUGACUUACAGCUUCACUUAUGAACCUCACUGUCUGCCCAGCCUUUUCCUCAGGGUAUGGACCAAUUCACUCCUGCUGUAUGACCCCCUCUGCCUCUUCUUGUGCACGUGUCUCAGAGCUGUGACUCAGAUGACCUGACUGAGAACUUCCUUUGUAUUUUCUUGGAGUUGGCCUCGCCUACGAUGGCGGGAUAUUUAAUCAAAGAUCUUCUUGGGAAUACUGCUCUGUGUAUUGUCUUCCCAAAGGGAGAUCUAAAGAUUACAAGAGAGCAAAACAAACAGAUAUAAAUACUUCUGGUAAACUCUUGACUGUAUGACACCCAUUGUUGAUGUUUGCUUCGUGGUUGACUGUAAUCGCUACGGGUGUUUAAACAUACAUAUUGGUUUAGUUCCAACUCUUGUAUAUGCCUCGCUGCUAAUUACAUAGCAUCAAAUAAAAGAGAUCCCACUGUGCACAGCCACAGCUCUUGUUUUUCCAUUGGAUUAUUGACCCUGCUGCCUCUUCUUGAAACCAGGGCAGCGCUGAACAUGUCAGAGGGCCUGGCCGACAUGUCUGUAUCCAACCAGAGCUGAGCUGAGCUGGGGUGUGCAGCAAACAUAGAGGAAAAACCUCGCUGCAGUGGUUUCCUUGUUUUUGCAGUAUGACGGUUGAUGUGGGAUGAUGAAGUCUCACAUGGGCAGAGUCGCUGUAAACAGUCCAGAGGUCAAAAGGCAAAGGUGGAAUGUAGAUACACGCGGCUGCAGGAAGAGCUCGUGCCCAUUUCAUGUGCCUCUAACCUCAGGCUGAAAGGAUCAAUGAGGCUUAGAGGAGCUUUGAAAAUUCAGAUUUAUUAUCAAAACAAGAUAAUGGACAGUUAACAGGAAAGCCGGCGUACUGAUACAGUAUCCAGCUGGAGCAUUUAGUGUAUAAAGAGAAUGACUUUCAGUUUUACUCCAACAGGAUGUGUCAUUUUAACUGCAGUUUAGUCAUAAUAUCAUGAAAACAUUCAACUUUGAUUUGAUUUACUGUAUUGCACAGUUGGAGUCGAGUUGUAAGGAUGUUGGUUAACAAUGUUCACCUUCUUUGUUGCACGUAGGCAUGUCAGUACUUGCCAAUCCAUCAUGAUUAUUAUUUCCCUCUUCUUUCUCGUUUUUGAUUUUUAUUAAUGAUUUAUUGUUGCAAACUUCUGUUCAUAUUUCCUGCCCAUUAAGUACCACUCAGAGCUGUGUGAUUGUACAUCAGUGAAAGGAUGGAAAGUUAGAGUAUCACCAUAGUUUGUAUUAAGUGUAAUGAAUGUGUUUAUAUGCUGAUCCUGGUUAAUGAACAGUGAACACUCUUUCUGUUUCUGAUUUAUUGUCUUUUAUUUACUCCCAACAUGAGAAUGUAUAAUCAUUGUACACCACAGACAAUAAAAGAUCAGAGGCGAGCAUACACAUCAGCACAAAGUCAUUGUUUCAGGAACCAAAACAAAACCAGUUUAAAAUAAGCACCAAUGUAGAGCAUCAAUCAGAUCAGCUGUGAGUGUGACAUCUAUUUGCUUUUGGUGCUAUAGAAACAGUGUUUCCUCAAAAGUUAUAAAGAAUAAAGAUUAUUAUGAGUGUGUCUGAUUUAUAUGACAGCUAUUUGCUUCACCUCUAAUGAUGUAAUUUCUGGUUUCCUGUCGGUAGAACCGUCAGCUGCUGAGGGAUCGCUUCAUGGUGGAGCUGGUUGAAGGUUCCAGGAAACUGCGUCACGUCUUCCUCUUCACUGACCUGCUGCUCUGCACCAAGCUAAAGAAACAGACCGCAGGGUGAGUAUUGGGUGAUGUCUGAUCCUUGACCAGCAUGUGAGCGUGACCGAAACGUGGCGUCCAUAGUGUAACAGUUUGUGGUUUUUGUGACUAGAAUAUGAGGAUUAUUGAGUGAUAGCAUCAUUUAAUGAGACAUCUUUUCCUCUGACAGGAAAGGGCAACAGUACGACUGUAAGUGGUACAUCCCACUGUCUGACCUGAUGUUCCAGAACAUCGAGGACUGCGAGUCCACCUCCAUCCCUCUGGUCCAGGACGAGGAAAUUGAUGCCAUGAAGAUCAGAAUCUCCCAGAUCAAAAACGAGAUCCAAAGAGAGAAGGUUGGAUAAACACACCCCAAUUAACAAUCCAAAAUCCAGCACAUAGUUUAUAAUGUCCUUUUCUUAUUGGCAACAUCUUUUUAUUUCACCGUUUAUAUUCAGAGAACCACCAAAGGAAUCAAAGUGAUCGAGCGGCUAAAGAAGAAGUUAUCAGAACAGGAGUCGUUGUUGCUCCUCAUGUCUCCAAACAUGGCGUUCAGAGUGGCCAACAGGAAUGGAAAGGUAAGUCCCCAAAACGAAUUCAAUCUACCUCUUUGUUUAUAAGUUAUCAGAGUUUUCUAUUGAUUUAGGGAACAUGCAUCAGCAAUGAACAACAUCCCAGUUUGGUCUUUGCUGCCCUCUGCUGUUGACAUGUUGACAUCACAGCAUAAGACUUCACUGCCUCACAGUUUAUCCUCUCUAUAUGUCUUUUUAUUUUUUUUAGGGUUUCAUGUUUCUCAUCUCUUCUGACUAUGAACGCGCCGAGUGGAGGGAGAUCAUUCGUGAGCAGCAGAAGAAGUGUAAGAUGUCCAAAAACUUUCUGCAUAUUUUCAUUCAUGGGCAAAACCGACAUACUGAGCUCUGCUGCUCAUCUUACAAAUGCACGCUUCUUACAGAUGUGGCCCAAUUAAAAAGGGGAAAUAAACAAGUUUUCCAACUGCAAAGAAGUAUUUUUACCACAAAGAAACUCUUUCACAAUACUCCGAUUUACGUUUUUGUUUCCUUUGUUUACCCUGCAGGUUUUAAAAGCUUCUCUCUGACUUCCCUGGAGUUGCAGAUGCUCACUAACUCAUGUGUGAAACUUCAGACUGUUCACACCAUCCCAAUGACCAUGAAUAAAGAAGGUUUGUCCCCAUGUAUUCGAUAUAUAUAUUUUUAAUUCAGCAUGUACAUGACGAUCUAUCUUUUAUUUUCAUCCUAAUCUUUAAUCUGAACUCACUCCUCCACAGAUGAUGAAUCCCCUGGUUUAUAUGGCUUCCUAAAUGUCAUUGUGCACUCUGCGUCUGGGCUGAAAAAGAGCUUAAGUAAGUGGCUUAUUCUCCCUGUUUUUUGUGGAAAUCCUUUCACUAAUAAUUCCAGAGGUUGCACAGGGAGUCACGUCAUCCUCUGUGUUAGUCUGGGCUGAUCUGCUGAACCCGCCCUCUCUCUGUCAGAUGGGUGCGCAGCUGCAGGGCAAAAAGUGGGAUUAACCGGGGACAGUGCGCAUAAACUGCCUGUAGUAUGCCUCUCUCAGAUUACUGCCUUACUCAUCUGUAUGAUUAGACCACAACCUAAGAAAGUGAUAUGAACAGUAUGUCACCAGAGGGACGACUGGUGGAGCAGCAUGUGGUUGCAACAUUGCAGGCUUUCUACUCUACAUCCACAGGACGUGCCUCAAUCAGAUGACUGAUAUGAAUCUUUGUUUUUAGUUUUGUUCUGAUCUCCCUCUUCUUGUGUCCACAAGACCUCUACUGCUCCCUCGAGGUGGAUUCCUUUGGCUACUUUGUCAACAAAGCCAAAACACGUGUGUACAGAGACUCUACAGAGCCGAACUGGAAUGAGGUGAGAGUGCAGAUCAGAGGAGAGGUCUGAAACAUAAAUAGCCAGUAAACACUGUUUAUUACAGACAUUCUGUUGAAAACAAAAGCAUGAAAUCUCGGAAAGUUUUCAGAAAGAUGUAGCAGGCUAAUACAUAAAGUAAUCCCUCUUUGUGCUCCUUCUAUAUCCCAGGAGUUUGAGAUCGAACUGGAAGGCUCUCAAACUCUGAGGCUUCUCUGCUACGAUAAAUGCUGCAACAAAACCAAGCAGAGCAAAGAAGAUGGAGAGAUCACGGACAAGAUCAUGGCCAAAGGACAAAUAAAGGUGGGGAUAAAUCAGGGCCAGGCUUCAAUGUUGGGCUUAGAAGAGUUUGAUGAUUUUGUUAGAGAUACCCAGCAGAAGAUUUUCAGAUCUCAACCAAUAAAAUUUGAGAAUUUAAAAAGAUUUGACACAAAUGAGUAAAUUAAAGUUGUUUGUAAACAGGGGUGUGUCCAGACCUUUUUGACUGGGGUGGCCCAGUCAGGGAAAUGACGUAGGCAGGGGUGACCCAAGUAUAUAUGCACGCACACACACACAAACGAAUAUCAUUUACAAAGGCAUAUAGGCGGUCAUAGUUCAGGAUUGACUUAGGUAAGGUGAAGAUAUGUCCUUUUUUACCUGGACAUGUCCUCUAUUUUGGGGGCUGUCCGGGUUUGUCUGGCCUUGUCCGGGGUAGUUUAUAAAAUCCUUCAAAUGUCUGCAGCCUUGCAUGAAAGUUCUGAGUUUGUGUCACGUGGACUAACUGAGUUAGAAGCGCGUUAAAGACACUCGAUCUGACCUGAAAAACUCUCAAAAUUAACUCUGUGCGACUCCGUGACUCCGCCCCUGCGUAGUUGUGUCCUCUUUUUGAGAAGUCAGAAUAUGGUCACCCUAGAGUAAAUUGAAGUUGUUUAAGUUGUAAACAGGGAUGUGUCCAGACCUUUUUGACUGGGGUGGCCUAGUCAGGGGUGGCCGGAAAAAAUAUGUACACACACACACACACACAAAUUAUUAUCAUUUACAAAGACAUAUAGCCGGUUAUAGUUCAGGAUUCCUGUGUGGCUGAUCAGAUCUUGGGUGUCAUUUCCUGCUUUUAAACUCGUGGUGGACUGUAUUUAUGGCCUCUCUGGGCUGCAGUUUCAGAAAACCUCUAAUCAGGCUCGUUUUAGUUGUUUUUAUUUACAACUUCUCACUGGCUUUUUUAAAAACUAUCCUAUAUAGCAACAAAGCUUGACCUUAAAUUAGCUCCCGCUCCACUGACGUUCAUCGGAAACAAAUCCGUGUCUAUGUGGGUGGACACUGCUCCCACAUGCGACCGCAGGACCUUCACAGUGGUAACUUGCCUGAACUGCUGACCAACCAUUAGACCUCUGUAGGCUAAUCCUGCCCUGUGGGGCCCUUUGCUGUUGAAAAAAGAAAUGAGCCAUUCUGUUGCCUGUGGCUUGCUUUAACUUGACCCAGGCUCAGUGUGUUGUGACAGAGGGCGGAUUAGACUAAGAUUGGCUGAAUGUAGCUGUUGGCACCGCUCCACAGAAUGACAGAGGGAGACAGACACAGAGGGCUCUUAGAUCAGGGAUUUAUCUACUGACAUCCUUGGCUAGAUACAAGCUGGGUGAUUGAAGAGCUAACAGCCUGGAGAAAGGACACCUGUCAGGUAUUUUAGAGAUUUCAGGAGCUUUGUUUUCCUGUUGGCCCCUCUGCUUUGUUUCUUCAUCUUCAUCCGACUUUAACUGAGAAAAACAGACAAAGAAAGAUACACGAGUUGAAAUAUUUCAUUCUUACGAAAUCCCUCAUGUUAAACUGUUGAAUAACCUGCAUCAAGUCUUAUAAAAAUGGGAAUUUAAUCGAAGUAGUCAGUGCUGGAUUGUGAAACCUUCUCCGAGGGUGCAGAAUAGGUAUUUUUGACCCUCUGGAAAAGGUAGAAGUUUAUAAAAAGUUAGGGUUAUAUCAUGACUUUUCAUAAUUAUUGGGAAUUGCCAUUAGAGGUCACAGGAACUGCUCAGUUGUGGUCCUGAUAGUCGGGUAUACCUGCACUUGAGGUGUUGGAUAUCCAGGAAGCUCUGCUGACUGUGGCAGGCAUGAGCACGUUGGUAAUGAGGGUAGGAGGGGAUUCUCAGGAAUUAAUCCCCUAAAUCCAUCUGAGAAGUGGAACAACGCAAGCAAGCGUGCGCGGUAACCUGCGUGGCUUUGUUCUCUUUUGGAUUCCCUCGACAAUGAAAGGAUUUAGGUCAACAAUGCAGAGAAAAAGACACUGAAAGACACCGGUCCGAGAGCAUCAGGAUUCUUCGAGGCGAUGUGACCGACGUCUGGUUGUUCUAAGAGGAGGGACCUGCUGCUCUUGUUGGCUCGUGUCAGUGCUGUAGUGAUAUAAGGUGUCUUUGUUAGUCAGGGGAAGAAGCAUUCAGAAAUCAAAAGCUCAUGCCUGAAAGAACGAGUGAGAGUCAGGAGGAGGAGGGCAUGGAUCAGGUUAGUGGUCCAGAGGAAGAGGGAGACACCCAUCAAAGAAGAACCCCAAGCUCAGGGGCUCGUCUGUGGGAGCGCGUCCGCAGCAGUCUGCUCAGGCCGAAGGUAAAGACGCACAGUCACUUCAGGAGUGUUGUUUUAAAGGGAGGUCGCCUCAGAACUUACAGUGAAGGAAAAGUUUUUGUUUCUUGGCUCUUUUAUGAAAAUGUGUAGAAAUCUAUUUAAAUGGUACGGUGUGUUGAACCUCUGUUGGGAUUUAUCUCUUUUCAGGUGUCUACCUAUGAUUCGUACUGUCUCUAAACGUAAAAGUAUAGCAUAUUAUUUCAUUAGUCGAAGGAUGAUCUAAAGGGGAUUUCUUCGUAUCCAGGGAGGAGAAAGUCAUCCAUGAUUGGUAAAGCAUUAGGACGGAUGUUAUUAAAUUACACAUGGCUCAUCAGUGCAAAUAAAGGUCAAUGGGCAGGUAUUAGUCUGAUGACUGAAAUAGAUCAGCGGCACGAGACGACACUGCCCGACCAUAUGGACCGUUUAUGUGAGGCUGUGUUGUGGCUGAGCUGGUAACACUUUAAUUCAGCCGACUUUCAUUCGUUAAUCCACGCAGAAAGUGUCCUCAACUGGGACGGGAACCCCAGUUAAAUUAAAUCAUUACAACAUUAAAAAAUUAAAAUGAUGAUUGUCUUUGUUUACUUUCAGCUGGAUCCUCAGGCGUUACAAAAUAAAGACUGGCAGAGGACAGUCAUCGCCAUGAACGGGGUAAGUGUUUUCACACUAAGGGAAAGAUUAUUUCCAGCACUGAAGUUGAAGUUGAAAAAGCUGGUCUUGACCAAAAUCCAUUUACAAAGACCCAAAGUGAAGUUGGGAUGAGACUGAGCCCCGUCUUUUAAGCUCAGACCCACUACUGUUUUAUUCUUCAGUUUUUUAGGUAAUCAUGCCUCACGUAGACCCAUUGUCCACGACUGAGAAAAAAAUGACUUACCUACGAAGACCAUCAGGUUACCUUCUAUAACAAGUCUUUAUUUGUUUCAGAUCGAAGUGAAACUUUCCAUGAAGUUCACCAGCAGAGAGUUCAGUCUGAAGCGGAUGCCGUCACGGAAACAUUCUGGCGUCUUUGGCGUGAAGAUCAACGUCGUGACUAAGUGAGUUUGUUACAUGUGUCUCGUGAUAAUGUAAGCCAGCUUUUACAUAUCUUUGCUACUCAGUGAUAUUCUAACCGAAAUAUAUUUAUGUGUCCCAAGUUUGAUUUGUCUUCAUAGCAACUUUCUAAAUGACAGCUCUAGUUCACUGUAGUGUCAUCAGUUGUAUCAUCGGUGUCUCAGUCAGUCACUCAGUCUUUAUUUAGCACCAGUUCACAAGUAAUGUUACAUCAAGAUGCUCAAUAAAAAGACCCACUCUAAACCCAUCCAGAUGAGCGUAGCAUUUUGCAGCAUUUAGGAGAGGAAAAACUUCUUUUAACAGGCAGAAACCCUGAGCAGAACCAGACUCAUGUUAGACAGUUAUCUGCCGCUGUUGGGUUUAGAGAGAGGAGAGAGGGAGAUGCAGAAAAAGAGAGAGAUUGGCAGAGACAACAACAGUAGUACACACAGUUUUGUGGUUAGUGACAGAGAUAAUGGAACAAGUAUUUUUUCUCCUCCAGGCGAGAGCGCUCGAAGGUUCCCCUCAUUGUGAGACAGUGUGUGGAGGAGAUUGAGCGACGGGGGAUGGAGGAGGUGGGAAUCUACAGAGUGUCUGGCGUGGCAACUGACAUCCAGACACUGAAGGCGUCUUUUGAUUCAAGUGAGUUAAAUCUGGAUUUAAUUUGUCAUCAAAACUGACAGAUUAAAAGUAGAGAAGAACUAGAAAAACCUGACGACAGACUGCAGAGUGUUUUGAAUUCCUGGAAUUGACUGUUUGUCUCGUCUUCCCCACAGACAACAAAGAUGUGUCAGUCAUGAUGAGGGAGAUGGACGUAAAUGCCAUCGCUGGAACACUGAAGCUGUAUUUCCGUGAGCUCCCAGAGCCUCUUUUCACUGAUGAGCUUUACCCUAACUUCACUGGAGGCAUUGGUCAGUCACCACCUCUUUGUUUUUGUCUAAACAUGAGCAGCCAAGAGGACAGAGAUAUGUCUGUUAGCUGAGUCACCACUAAAUCAUGUCUUCUUUUGCCUUGCAGCUCUGUCCGACAGUGUGGCCAAGGAGAGCUGCAUGCUCAACCUACUGCUGUCUCUGCCGGAGCCCAACCUGGUGACCUUCCUCUUCCUGCUGGACCAUCUCAAAAGGUGAAAACAUUUGAACUAAAUAUAUGAAAGAGUGAAGUCUAAAUAAGAGGACUUGUUCCAUGUUGAAUGUUGAAUUUCUUUGUUUUGCUCUCACAGAGUUGCUGACAUGGAGUGUAUCAACAAGAUGUCUCUACACAAUCUGGCCACAGUUUUUGGCCCGACUCUACUCCGACCCUCUGAAAAAGACAGUAAAAUCUCCAACAGCUCACAGCCGAUCUCCAUGAACGACAGCUGGUCUCUAGAAGUCAUGGCUCAGGUAAAGCUUAAACCAGGAUAUUGAUGAGUUACACGCAAACGAUUGAUCUGCCUUUGUGGAUCUGAUCCCUUUCUUUCCGUGUUUGUACGCAGGUGCAAGUCCUUCUCUACUUCCUUCAGCUGGAGAGCAUUCCUGCACCUGACAGCAAACGUCAAAGCCUUCUCUUCUCCACUGAAGUAUAGCACUUAAAUAAAAACCCAUAAAUAUUCUGUUUAGAGGCAGAAUGUCAGCUGCUUUAUGUUGUUGAUGCUGCUGAGCAGUCAAUGCUGGCUGUUUUUUUAUUUCUAAAGUUACUGAAAUUAGCCACAAGGUGGAACUAUUUACACAUUACAAACUGGAGACAGCCACCAUGAAAAGCCAUUUCUGCGAAGAAAUGAUGAGUGUGUGUUCUGUUUACAUUUGAGCUUACCUGCUGAAAAAACUAUAGACCCAUGCCCAGCUUGUAUCAUUCCAUUCAUAACUUAACUUAAAUUACAAAAAGCAUAAAUGACAGCACCGUAUUUCCUUUACCCUGGUCUGUUGCCGUGUACAUUAGCCCCAUAUUAACAGCAGGGGGUUCUGCUGUAUUCAUAUUCGUCUGAGUUGUUUUUCUGUGGAUGGAUGACUGAUGAAUGUUUGGGGUGAAUGGUCAUAUUUUUUUUAUGUCUGUAAAUGUUUAUUUUCCCAGAAAUGUUUGACUUGGUUCAAAGUUGCCUGUGCCAAUGUUUCCCUGCUGAUAACCAGUAGAACAUUUCAGUUACCCUGAUGUUUACACACUAUUCAUUUGUACAGAAUUUGAAAUUAAGAGACUUAAAACUGUAGUUAUCACUCAGCAACAUGCAGGCAUGUUGACAUGGUCGUUUGAAGUGUUUUGCCAUCUGUUCUUUACAAUUUGUACUACGUCCUUCUUCAGUUCAUGAUGUCCGUGUCGGUAUGAGUGCUUUUAGGAGAGGGUACAGAGAAGUGAAAGGCAAAUCAUUCCAGGGAAAGGCAAGGCUUGAUGCUUUCAAGGAAUGUAAACUGUGAUGUGUGUUAUUGUAAUUUCACGGUUGUCUUUUGUCCAUAUCUCACAUUUUUCCUCAUUGUUUUUAAGUAUCUGUUGGAUUUGAUUUGUUCAUUAAAAGUUACGUAUGUGUUGCUCUCUGCAUUCCUCCUCUGUAGUCUACCUUUAUAAGACGAAACCACACUGCUUUUGAAAUGAGAGCACCAGCAGAUUAUCUCGAAUACCAAAAUGUUUCCAAGUUGCAUGCUUGAUGCUCAGUGACGCACAUCUAAGCCAAUUGGUCAUCAGAUGCUUCGUAUUAUUUUUUAAAGUCAUAUUUCUUUCCAGAACUUCUCCAGUAUUCAAACACUUUAUGGCACAAACUCUAAAAGCUUGUGAUUUAUGUCAAAUAAGCAAUAACUCUUUGUGAUCCUUAGGGUGAAACAUGAAUAGAUGGUCUUCUAUGUAUGAUUUAUGUAAAUAAAAACUUGGUAACUUUA